Molecule: messenger RNA, 642 nt
Organism: Cryptomeria japonica (Japanese cedar)
Lineage: Eukaryota; Viridiplantae; Streptophyta; Pinopsida; Cupressales; Cupressaceae
Exons: 2
Coding region: 1-642 (213 amino acids)
Biological process (GO): DNA integration
Molecular function (GO): nucleic acid binding
Source: RefSeq, a predicted model, not a curated record
AUGGGUCUAGACACCACCGCACUCAAAGUAUUGCUGGCCGGACUAUGGUGGCCCACCCUCUAUAAUGAUGCAUGGGAAUGGGUGGUGGGCUGUGAUACUUGCCAGAGGUGGGCUGAGGCGCGAGCACUGUUGGAUAACUCAGCUUUGACUACAGCCAAGUUCAUUUAUGAACAUAUCAUCACAAGGUACGACAUCCCAAUACAACUGACGAGUGAUCGUGGUGGGCACUUUGUGAAUCAUGUCAUCAAACUGCUCACGUUGAAAUUCAAGAUUUUUCAUUCCUUGUCAAGCCCGUACUACCCAAGGGCCAAUAGGCAGGCCGAGGCCACUAAUAAAAUAUUGGUGUCUGUGAUCUAUAAGUCCUGUGGAGUUGAACAAGAAGAUUUGGAAGAGAAGUUGCCAUCCGUACUAUGGGCAUAUAGUACCACCUGCAAAGUCAUGACAGGCCAUACACCCUUUCAGUUAAUGUACGGCCAAGAGGCCAUUGUGCCGACAAAAUUCAUGGUUCCGAGUUUAAGGAUUGCAAUCGAGAAUCGCCUAGGAGAUAUGGAAAGCCCGCAGGAGCGGCUGUAUGCAUUAGGCAAGUUGGAUGAACGUAGAAUGAUGGCCCAAUGGGCCACUGAAGCUGCCCAACAAAGAUGA